Molecule: messenger RNA, 1216 nt
Organism: Brassica oleracea var. oleracea
Lineage: Eukaryota; Viridiplantae; Streptophyta; Magnoliopsida; Brassicales; Brassicaceae
Product: nudix hydrolase 2-like
Exons: 9
Coding region: 220-1068 (282 amino acids)
Molecular function (GO): ADP-ribose diphosphatase activity; NADH pyrophosphatase activity; NAD binding
Source: RefSeq, a predicted model, not a curated record
CAGCUGAAUUUUCAUGUCUUUGUGUCUCCAUUAAAUUUUUGAUUUUAAUCAUAGAUAGUAUUAUAAAAAUCAGAUUCGAGGCAGAAAGUUCGUUAUUUAAAAAAAAAACUGAUUUCAUACGCUAAGGAGAACAGGAAGUGCCAUUACUUUCCAAACAGGAUUUCUAUAUCUAAUCCUUCAAUCUAGCAGAUUAGUUGUUCCACGACGAGGAACAUAUAAAUGUCUACUUGUUCUUCUUCCUCCACGAACCAGAUGGCCGCCGAGGAGGCAAACGGCAGCGUUACAAUGCUUCCGGGUGUUGAAGACAAGUACGGUGGCGUGGUGACGGAGAUAAGUCAUCCCAUGGAUCCUUCCGCCUUCUCUGCACUUCUCCGAACCUCUCUCUCUAACUGGACUCUUCAGGGAAAGAAGGGAGUGUGGAUCAAACUGCCGAGGCAUCUUAUUGGUCUUGCUGAAACUGCUGUUAAGGAGGGCUUCUGGUUUCAUCACGCGGAGAAGGACUACUUGAUGCUUGUGUAUUGGCUUCCCAAAGAAGACAAUACGCUUCCUUUUAAUGCAUCUCACCGCGUUAGCAUCGCUGCCUUUGUCAUUAACCACAAGAAAGAGGUGCUAGUGGUUCAAGAGAAGACAGGAAGAACUAAAGGCAAAGGUAUAUGGAAGUUCCCCACAGGAGUAGUCAAUGAGGGUGAAUACAUCCAUGAUGGCUCCGUCAGAGAGGUGAAAGAAGAGACAGGGGUGGAUACUGAAUUUGUUCAAGUAUUGGCGUUCAGACAGACCCACAAAACAUUCUUUGAAAAGUCAAAUUUGUUCUUCCUGUGCAUGCUAAAGCCCCUUUCUUUUGAGAUCAGUGCACAGGAGUCAGAGAUAGAGGCAGCUCAGUGGAUGCCAUGGGAGGAAUACACGAAGCAACCAUUCGUACAGAACCAUGAGCUACUAAGGUAUAUGACAGAAAUUUGCUCUGCAAAAACCAACGGAGACUACGAAGGCUUCACUUCUAUCCCCGUCUCUGAACAUGAUCAACAAGGCAACUUGUACUUCAACUCCCUCGACCUCCUUCCCCGCCAUUAAGCUUCUUUCUCACAACAAGCAAAUCAAGUCCUCACAGUUUUAACCAAAACUGGUUUCUUUGCUGUCUCUUUAUCUAAGCACAUUAUGACACUUGAAUAAUGUUAACUCUCUCACCCAAAACCAUCCUAAAUAAAAAAAUAUUUACAUC